UAUUAAAGAAGCAACCUGCAGAGACCCACCAACAGUUGCCAAUGCUGCUAUUAUAAGUGGUAGAGGAGAUGUUUACAGGCCUGGCCACCAAGUGCAGUAUCGAUGCCAUAGAGGGUUUGAAAUGUCUGGAUCAGACACAGUGACAUGUGGAAUGAAGGUGUGGUCAGAACCACCCACGUGUAUCGCUGUUGAAAGAAACUGUGGUCGUCCUCCUGUUAUUCAAAAUGGUGCUGUCCUCAACCCUGUUCAGGCACAAUAUCCACCAGGAACAACAUUGCAAUAUAGAUGUCAAAACUUGUAUAUAAUGAAUGGAUCUCCUGUAAUGCAUUGUGAAAACGGUCUGUGGACAAAACCUCCAACUUGCAUAGCUGUUGAAAGAAUCUGUGGUCAUCCUCCUGUUAUUCAAAACGGUGCUGUCCUCAACCCUGUUCAGGCACAUUAUCCACCAGGCACAAAAUUGGAAUAUAGAUGUCAAAACUUGUAUAUAAUGAAUGGAUCUCCUGUAGUGCGUUGUGAAAACGGUCUCUGGACAAUACCUCCAACUUGCAUAGCUGUUGAAAGAAUCUGUGGUCAUCCUCCUGUUAUUCAAAACGGUGCUGUCCUCAACCCUGUUCAGGCACAAUAUCCACCAGGAACCACAUUGCAAUAUAGAUGUCAAAACUUGUAUAUAAUGAAUGGAUCUCCUGUAGUGCGUUGUGAAAACGGUCUCUGGACAAAACCUCCAACUUGCAUAGAUGCUUGUAUUGUUAGAGGUGAAGAUAUGACACGUAACAAUAUUAAGUUGAGGUGGAAAGAUGCUCCAUAUUCAACAUAUGGAGGUUUAGUGGAAUUUAUGUGUAGACAGAACUAUCGGCCACAUCCAUCAUCUCCUCCCUUCAGAUCAUACUGUAUAGAUGGGAGGAGAAAAUAUCCAAGUUGCAUCUAGAUUUCCCAGCCAACAGCUGGGAUAAAAAGUCCAGCUCUGCUGUUUCCAGAAUUUUUCUCACCAAGUCCAUUCUUGUGGGGAUUUCCUGAGAUUUCCAUCUCUGUGCCAAGAGAAUCCUGGCUGCUGUAUUGAAAUGUGCCAACAAAUGUCUCAUUUCUUUGGAAUAGUCCUCAGGAAAUAUAUUCAAUAAAAAUAGUUCUGGUUUGAAUUGAA
This is a messenger RNA of Heteronotia binoei (common prickly gecko), 1138 nucleotides long. RefSeq names its product coagulation factor XIII B chain-like. The transcript has 6 exons. Bases 122 to 925 code for a protein of 267 amino acids. The record is from RefSeq and is a predicted model, not a curated record. NCBI's taxonomy places the organism in Eukaryota, Metazoa, Chordata, Lepidosauria, Squamata, Gekkonidae.